CGGCACGGCAAGCGCGCGGUAUACACCUACGAUCCACCUUUUAUCGCCACCGUUUCCUCUGCCUAGGCCCGCCGCGAGAGUCCUAGCAGAGCUUACGACAGAUAGGAGGGAGAGACAUACCUGUUGUUCAGCCAACGGUGUAACGAGAACGCGGCGGAGGGACCCGGCGAACACGCAUCAUCGUGUCUACGCAGCUGCUCCACGAGCUGCUUCGUUAUAUAGUUCUCUUUGCCGCGCGGGUCUCGAGAGAACUGUCUACCGCGCAUCUAUCGGUUCAUUCGUCGGAUCAUUUUUAAACGUCGGAUCAUGAGGAUCACAAUUCUGAUUCUACUGGUUUUCACAGUUCUGGCAACGGUUUCGUCCCAGGACUACAGUCAAUUGUUCGCAGGAUUCGGACCUUAUAUUAGGCAAGCGGUAGCAAUGCGAGAUCCACGAUCGAAUAGAGGACCGGUACUGUUUCCUCCUGGCCCUCCGCCAAAUAACGAGGACUCCAGCGGAGUGAUAGUAGGCGCGAGCGGAUACGGAUUCGUGCCGCCCAACCAAGCUUUCUAUAGGUUCUUUUACUAUUAACCGUGAACGAAGGAUUAUUGCGGGAUAUUGAGAAGGUUGCCGCGUCAUCUGAUGGGGAAGCUGUGCCACGGUAGAGAGUUCUCGAGAAUAUGAGGAGAACCCGAGGAGAGGAACUAUCUAGGAACCACGAAACUCUGCAUCCGUCCUUGUAUUAUAUCUCCACAGCGGGCUGGAUAUGUUUCAACACCAUCCCACGAGCAUCCAUAUGUAUCUGUAUAAAGAAUCAUUAUAUCGAAUCAAUACAUUGUUAAUUGUUUUCUACGA
Molecule: messenger RNA, 834 nt
Organism: Apis mellifera (honey bee)
Lineage: Eukaryota; Metazoa; Arthropoda; Insecta; Hymenoptera; Apidae
Gene: Wat
Product: worker-enriched antennal transcript
Source: RefSeq, marked predicted